Molecule: messenger RNA, 1768 nt
Organism: Symbiodinium sp. CCMP2456
Lineage: Eukaryota; Dinophyceae; Suessiales; Symbiodiniaceae
Source: the annotation of a GenBank genome assembly
AUGUCGGACAUCUACACAAAGACCCACCAAGCGGUCAUCGCUUUGUCCGCUUUGGGCCUUCUUCAUGCCGGCCACGGAGUUCCGGAAGACUUAGUGCGCCCUUUUGUUGCAGCCUUCAUGGGCGGUAUGAAGGAAAACUGCCCAGAUGAGUCUAUACACGAUGGGCUCUGGUGGACGUUGGAUCUCAUGGGCAGGAUCCUUAUCCGAACCCUGGCAGAAGGCUCCACGCCAGUGAUCAUCGCCAUCAACAGGAACACAUCCAAGGCUAUGAAGCUGGCCGUGGCAAACUAUCCUCGUGGAGAGCGCGAGGUGGUCUUGCUGACGGUUCAGGUGGGCACCGAAUCGAUGUCUCCUUUGAUUUGGGCAGUGGAGAAAGGAGCACUGGAGUCUGCUAAGGAGAUCCUCAACGAUUUGCUCACCUUGCGUGCGGACCGCGCCCGGUACUACUACGGAAUGGAGAUGCUGUUCACCCGCCACUCGGACAUCAUCAGCCUGCUUUGCACCAAGGCGCCAUCGCUCCUGCCGACGGUUUUUGAUGGACUCAUCUGGCGGUCCAAGAAUGUGAAGAAUGGCAUGCGGCGCGCGAACUACUACAUCGCGUCCUUGCUCAGGGGCGAAGAUGGCCAGCUGACAGAUUCCCUCCUGGACCUGAUCAAGCAAGGAGACCCCGAGAUCAUUUGUCAUCCCACGGUGGUCUUUCAGGAGCGGUUCACCACCAUUAUCUGCCGAGCGAUCUUGUACAUCGGCAGCCUAGGGCAGCUCUUCGCCAAGCAUGCCUACCAGACAUACAGGGCAGUUCGCCAGAAGCAGAUGACACGCCUUUGCUGCUUGCCGGUGCCCAAGUACGUGCUGCAGACACGCCAAGAGUUGACCGAAGUUGCACUCAUGCUGCUCCUGAUGUGUUUGUUGUGUUGCGAGCCAGUGCUCCACUGCCUUGCUGUCAGCAGCGAGCUGCUGACAAACUGCUGCGAGCACGGGGAAUGGCAAUGCAAUCUAAUCCAAGUUUACAACCGCCUCGCCACCUUUCCCAUGGUUCUCUACUUCGUUCUUACCUCUGAGUUGGUGCACCUGAAUGUCAGUCUCUCCGUCUUCAGCGUGAUCUGCUCGUGCCUCAUGUGGGAGUUCAUGCUGUAUGUAGCAGUCCUGGCAUUCUUCGCGGCGGCGUUUGCAUCGGCAAUUGCUUGCUUGCCUCAAGCUCUGGCCGCUGAUUCGGUUCACGAACGGGACUUCUCCAGUUGGCCCCUGGCUUUUGAGUCUUUGCUGUCCUCUGCCUUCAAUGUCUAUGACAGUGACAACUACGAGCAAGUCGCGGUCGCAAAUGAACCGAUGCUGAAGUGGUUUGUCAUGGCCUUCGCCGCAUGCUGGCACGUGUACCUCAUGAACCUCAUGGUGGCACAGCUCUGCCAGCGCUACAACGAAAUCUACCACGACGCACGGGGCAAUGCUCGCCUGACCCGUGGAACCAACAUCUACGAGACCUCCAUGCCCCUGAUUUCCAAAAAACGCUGGACAGCGUUCGUGGAGUCCUUGCACUUGGACGAGGCUUGCGAACUCGAUGAGGGCGACACGGGCCCCCGCGGUGCAGUUCCGACCACCGAGAGCCCGUACGACUACUUGCAGUAUCCCAAAGUGACGCUGGAUCGCGUUCAGCGCUAUGGUGGCCUUGCUCAUCCAAGGCUGCCGUGGCCAUCCCUCGAUGAGGCUGUGGACGACAGUGCCGUCGGCAAGUUAACACGCAUGACGCAAUCCAAGUUCGAGGACCUGACAU